ACGGCCGGUAGCGGUUGCAGUUCCCCGUCCAGCCGCCGGGCGGAUUCCCCGGGAAGAUUGAAGCCGGGAGCAGAGAGUUCGCGGGAGCGGCUGGUGUCCGGUAACGGAGAUGGCGGGGGAUCCGCAGCCACACGGCCCCUUCAGGAUGGAUUUGAAAAACGGUGGGCCACAGCUUCUGGAUCCAAGCUUCCAGCUGCAGUUGGAGAAUUCACGAGACCAGCUGAAACGGGAGAUCCAGAGAGAGCUGAAGAUUAAGGAAGGGGCCGAAAACCUGCGCAAAGUGUCCACUGAUAAAAAGCAUCAGAGCCAUGUGGAGAGCCAGCUCAGGACUUCCAACCGUCGGUUACAGGACCUUCAUCGCCAACUGCAGGAUCUCAACGGCAGGAUAGUCAUUCUGGACAAGGAGUGCAAGCAAGAUGGCACUGUGUCUCCAGACCCUUGUAUUUUUGAUCAGACCUCGGACCCCAGACAACGGAGGGUGGAGGCUUUGAAAAGGCAGUUGCACAUUGAGACCAAGGUUAAACAGGGGGCAGAGAACAUCAUUCAGAUGUUUUCAAAUGGGACUUCAAAGGACCGAAAACUUCUAGCCACAGCUCAGCAGAUGCUACAGGAUUCCCGGAUAAAGACAGAGUUACUCCGUAUGCAGAUUGUGAAGCUAACACAGGCUCCUGGUUCAUUAUCUGACGUCAAUGACCAGACUGGAACUCUAUUGCCAAUAGAGCUCCGGAUAGAGGAGCUCAGACACCAUUUGCGUGUAGAGGCUGCGGUGGCAGAGGGCGCCAAAAAUGUAGUGAAGCUGCUUGGUGGCCGCAGGGUUCAGGACCGCAAGGCACUGGCUGAGGCACAGUCUCGGCUACAUGAGUCCUGCCAGAAGAUAGACAUAUUGCGUCUGUCACUGGAACGCUGUCUGUCUGCACUCCCACUUGGACACCCAAAACAGCAGAUAAUAAAGCAGGAGCUCCAAAGCUACCCGUCGGCAGGAGCAGCAUGGGGCAAAGGCACAAGCCAACCUCUAACCUCUUUCAUAAAAUCAACUGCACUUACUGGCACCUUGGAGAUCCAUGUCUUGGGCUGCCAGGAUCUGUUGGAAACAGUCCCUGGACGUUCUCGAGCAGCAUCAGUCCCCGGAAGUCCGAAUGAAUCAAAGAACUUUAUUCGCUACCGGCCUGGAGGCAGUGCCCAUGCUCGUGGAGGAUCAGGACGCAGCCUGCGGUCAGAUGAACUCUGUGGAGAUGUAAUGUGUGUCUUGAAAGUUGAUAACAAGCCAGUCAGACAGACAAACUGGGGCCUCGUGAAUAACCAAGGUUGGAAUCAGCGUUUCACCAUUGAACUGGAAAGGUCGCGGGAGCUGGAAAUCUCUGUGCAUUGGCGAGAUUGGCGUGAGCUGUGUGCUGUGCGCUUCUUACGCUUAGAGGAUUUCCUGGAUAACGAACGACAUGGAGUGUGUCUGCAGCUGGAACCUCAGGGAAUGCUCUUUGCAGAGAUCAUGUUCUGUAACCCUGUGAUGGAGAGGAGAGGAAAAGUGCAGAGACAGAAGCGCAUUUUUCCCAAGCAAAAAGGAAAGGACUUUCUUCGGGCCACCCAGAUGAAUAUCAAUUUUGCUACAUGGGGGCGACUGAUGAUGAGCAUUCUGCCUCCAUGCAGUUCCAUGACCACCCUAAGCCCACCUCUUUCAGUGCAGAAUGCUGCCACUUUUCAGGCCCCUAUUACAAAUAGAGAUGUAUCUGUAAAAAAAUUAAUAUAUGAUGAAGAUACUUCCUUGAAACCCCCAGCUAAACCCCCUCGCCUGUACUUGCAAGAAGAAAGUGUGCAAGAGCCUCCGCCGGCGGCAGACUCUCCUGCCCAGCCAGCAGAGAAGUGCAUGAAGAAGAUUCAUGAAAAUGGGGUAUUUCCUCAAACCGAGAUUAGUAAAUGUCAGAGACGAAAUGCCCUGCAGAUGGAGGAUUUCUCUCUUGUAUCUGUUUUGGGAAGAGGACACUUUGGCAAGGUGCUAUUGGCUGAAUAUAAGGCAUCCGGGAAACUAUUUGCAAUAAAAGCACUCAAGAAACGUGACAUUGUGAGCAGGGAUGAGUUUGAAAGUUUGCAAUGCGAGAAGCGAAUUUUUGAGGUUGUAAAUUCAUCUGGACAUCCUUUUCUGGUGAACAUGUUUGGAUGCUUUCAGACCCAUGAUCACGCAUGCUUUGUCAUGGAAUACCUGCCUGGGGGUGACCUAAUGAUGCACAUACACUCCAACGUAUUCUCCCAACCAGCAACAAGUUUCUACUCUGCCUGUGUCAUCUUGGGCCUCCAGUUUCUUCAUGAACAGAAAAUAAUAUACAGAGACCUGAAGCUGGAUAACCUGCUGAUGGACGCCAGCGGCUUUGUGAAGAUUGCAGACUUCGGGUUAUGUAAAGAAGGGAUGGGAUAUGGGGACAGAACAAACACGUUCUGUGGCACUCCAGAGUUUCUCGCUCCAGAAGUUCUAACGGAAACCUCUUACACAUAUGCAGUGGACUGGUGGGGGCUCGGUGUUCUCAUUUAUGAAAUGCUAGUAGGGGAGUGCCCGUUCCCCGGGGAUGACGAAGAGGAAGUGUUUGAUAGUAUUGUGAAUGAAGAGGUACGAUAUCCACGCUUCUUAUCCAGCGAAGCAAUCAACGUCAUACGGAAGCUUUUGAAGAAAUCCCCAGAGCGUAGGUUGGGGGCAGGACCCAAUGACGCAGAAGAGAUCAAACCUCAUCCCUUCUAUCAGGCAAUAGACUGGGGUGCACUCUAUGCCAGGAAGGUCAAACCUCCCUUUGUUCCCUCUUUAAACAACCCAUUAGAUGUAAGAAACUUUGAUGAAGAGUUCACAGGACAAAAGCCAAUUCUUUCUCCAUCCGACGACCCUCGUCCUGUAGCCGCAAUCGAUCAGAUUCUCUUCCAGGAUUUCGACUUUGUUUCUGAGCAUUUGUUAGCUGGAUAAAGGCUGUGACUAGCCAGGCAUUGCAUAUCCUCAGGUUUCAGGACACUGGGCAGUGUACGAUGCUCCUAUCUGCAAAGAUUCACAACUUGGCCUCAAGUGAGCAGACAUUAGGGACCUAUAUUGAUUAACUUCCAUUCAGCAGUGAAUGAAAAGGACAUUUCUUCACGUCCUUUGCUUUAACAUAUUAUAUGUAUAUAUACAAAUGUAAAAUGAGGCCUUGUGUACGGUGUGGAAAUAGCAUAAGACAAAGAAAUUAUGUUCUGUGCCAGUCCAAGAAAUAUCACUGUUCGUGCCAGCUUUUCUCUAAGAGGUUGCCUGUCGUUCCGUCUGAAGUGACCAAUCCAGUGCUGGAAGAAAACUACCUGUAACUGUGUACUGCUCACCUGAGAGGGAACACUAACUGUGUCAAAAAAAAAAAAAAGCACUAAAAAGUUAAAGAAUGUGUUUGCCCAACCUUGGGGCAAAGAACCUAAUAAUGCAAUGAUCUAAUGGACAUCCAAACUAAAGAUUGUACUUCAGGCAUUUUAGUCGUGUCCCCUUUAUGCAGCUGUGGACAAGACAAAGUUUUAAAUAACAACAAAACAAAAAACACAACUUUGAUAUCUGGGAUUAUCAUGAUCUGUAAACAUGCAGCUCUUUCCAUAUUCAGAUUGUCUACCUCUGCAGAAAACUCUUUGCACAUGAUGAUCAGGCAAAACCCUUGAAGCAAAACAAUAUAUUGUCCUUGCGUUGGAAUGCUUCUAAUAGCUUUACAUUUUAACGGCUAGAGCAAUGCAUUUCCAUAUGACUGACACAGGGUUAAUCGCGAGAAUGAAGCAAUAAAGUGCCAUUUAUCUAACCAGAAACCAAAGCUCUAUUUUCUCAGCACUACUGAAUCCUACUGAGGAUUACAUAUUUUUUUAUUAUCUUAUUGCUCAAGAUGGGUUCCCUUUCAAUAAUUUAUUAAAAUAAAAAAACUCUUCACUUUG
Molecule: messenger RNA, 3909 nt
Organism: Pelobates fuscus (common spadefoot toad)
Lineage: Eukaryota; Metazoa; Chordata; Amphibia; Anura; Pelobatidae
Gene: PKN3
Product: protein kinase N3
Exons: 21
Coding region: 110-2941 (943 amino acids)
Biological process (GO): signal transduction; protein phosphorylation
Cellular component (GO): cytoplasm; nucleus
Molecular function (GO): small GTPase binding; ATP binding; protein serine/threonine kinase activity
Source: RefSeq, a predicted model, not a curated record